AUGUCUUCCUUGUCUUAUGACAGCCUGCAGCGUUUAGAGAAGGGGGAGCCGGCCGACACGCUCAACUUCUCGCCAGUGACGUUGGAGGCUGUCCAACAUCUAGCUGCCGGAAGGCCGUGGGAAGAUAUGCAACACGAGACGCAGGUCCGCACAAACGACCUCAUGACCUACUUCCCUUCCCUCUUCAACAGCAAGCCGUUGACCGCCGCCCCAUCUGUAGUUCCCUCCGACAUCAGCCGUCUGAACUCCUGGCCGUCGACGCCUGCCCGGCUGCCACAAGAAGCCCUCUUAGACCGCCAGGCACGGUCGUGGCAUUAUCCUCGUGAUGAACCGUCUCGCAUGGGGGAUCUCCUCUCCAGCCCUCCUCUAGCCCCACGACCUGGUAAAGGCCCCCCUUACCGAGGCGGUCUCAAGUCUCCUCUUCAUGCAUGCUCAGCUAACAAACUCAACCUAGCAGCACCAGCUUCAGUUCACACGCCAAUAGACCUUGCAACGAGCCAAUUCCUCUCGGGCCUCCAGCUCGCUGCCACACCGCCGCGACCGAUCAACGCCUCCAUCCGGGACGACAGCCGCACUCAUCAGCAUUAUAACCUGCCCACACCGAUACCCGCCGUGCAACCGAGUGCGAGGACGAACGAGCAGGCUAGGCUCGAUGAGCUGACGCAAAUUCACAGGCUAUCCUUGCGUCGGUGGAGAGAAUUGCUGGAUAAGGUAUUUGACGAGGAGGAGACAAUGGCUUCGAUCGAGAUGGAGGCAUCCAGGCUCCAGCAUACCAUUGCGUCUGUGGGAAUGGUAUCGCCGUCCAAUACUAAGAAGACGCCCCACGCCGGUGGCAGCGAUUUCGGCAUUAGAGGACUAUGUGAUCCGUUCAUAGUGGAUGCCGGUGGUGGUGCUAAAGACGAUGAUGAUGGCCAGGGGUCCUCGUCGGAGAUGAACUGCAAGACGCACCAGAAGAAGAAGAAAAAGAAGAACAAGAAGCAGCGGUCUAAGCAUGGAAAAGGAAAAGAGAAGGACGUUGUUGGGAGCGCAAGCGAGGAGGCGACGACAGGUAACUAG
This is a messenger RNA of Colletotrichum truncatum, 1056 nucleotides long. The record is from RefSeq and is a predicted model, not a curated record. Lineage: Eukaryota; Fungi; Ascomycota; Sordariomycetes; Glomerellales; Glomerellaceae.